Messenger RNA from Pterocles gutturalis (yellow-throated sandgrouse), 785 nucleotides. RefSeq names its product PARK2 co-regulated (gene PACRG). The record is from RefSeq and is a predicted model, not a curated record. Bases 58 to 477 code for a protein of 139 amino acids. The transcript is spliced from 3 exons. Gene Ontology annotation, molecular function: Hsp70 protein binding; Hsp90 protein binding. Lineage: Eukaryota; Metazoa; Chordata; Aves; Pterocliformes; Pteroclidae. Gene Ontology annotation, cellular component: vesicle; cytosol; neuron projection.
AUUGAAAAGCUGGACUAUCAUUGGUAUCUGCCUUUGUUUUUUGAUGGGCUUUGUGAAAUGACAUUUCCAUAUGAGUUUUUUGCUCGUCAAGGAAUCCAUGACAUGCUGGAACAUGGUGGAAACAAGAUUCUUCCUGUCAUUCCUCAGCUCAUUAUCCCAAUAAAAAAUGCACUGAGCCUUCGUAACCGACAGGUCAUCUGCGUCACGCUGAAAGUCCUCCAGCACCUGGUGGUGUCAGCUGACAUGGUGGGGCAGGCUUUGGUGCCCUAUUAUCGGCAAAUCCUCCCAGUCCUAAACAUCUUUAAGAAUAUGAAUGUUAAUUCAGGCGAUGGGAUAGACUACAGCCAGCAGAAGCGUGAAAAUGUUGGAGUUCUGAUUCAAGAGACACUGGAAGCCUUUGAACGCUACGGUGGAGAAAAUGCAUAUAUAAACAUUAAAUACAUGAUCCCUACUUACGAGUCGUGCAUAUUAAACUGAGUUGUAACAAAUGGGACGAUUCCAUUUGUGUUCUAAAAAAACUGUAUCUGACUCUGUAUGGCAUCUUGUUAGUCAUGCUUUUUUUCUCUACAGCUGCUAAAAGAGUGGCUUUUGGGGCAUUAGAGUGUUAGCACUAUUGUGCACAAGGCUUUCCAAUACAUAAAUAGUGCCUGUUCCUUGGAUUACAAUGGUGUACUGUGCUUGUUUGUUCCCUGAAAGAAUCGCUCCUUUAUAACAGCGCUGACUCGAGCAGGAAUUGGAGUUAAACCUUCACUUGUAUAGACAAUAAAACUAUAAUUUUCAUACGC